Molecule: messenger RNA, 1721 nt
Organism: Eubalaena glacialis (North Atlantic right whale)
Lineage: Eukaryota; Metazoa; Chordata; Mammalia; Artiodactyla; Balaenidae
Gene: GDPGP1
Product: GDP-D-glucose phosphorylase 1
Exons: 4
Coding region: 560-1717 (385 amino acids)
Biological process (GO): glucose metabolic process
Cellular component (GO): cytoplasm
Molecular function (GO): GDP-D-glucose phosphorylase activity
Source: RefSeq, a predicted model, not a curated record
CCGCGCUAUGGCCCCGGCAGGAUUUUGGGGGAAGGCGUGCGUGUCCGCCUCACCUGCAGUACGUGGCGGCGGGGGCGGGGCGGCUUUGUGUGGAGUCCGGUAAGGGGCAUUAGGGAAGUGUUUGGAGCAAGGGUAACCGAGAAACCUCGUGACUCGCUGAGUGGCCCGAGGCGGUCGGCUGCCCCUCUGCCCAGCGAGGGCUCUUCCACCCAGACGUUACCACCGGACGUUACCACCGGGCACCUGCCGUACGUGUUGCAACCCUCAUACCACCUCUCCAGAAAUAACCAUAACCUUUCUGCCUACUGAGGCCGUUUACUGAGGGCCCACUGAAGCGCUCGCUGUGCAUAGCUUCAGUUCUUACAACAGUUCUGCAAGGACAAUGCUUGACACAUGGUAGGCUCUCAAUAUUUACUGGAUGCAUGCAUGAAUGAAUUAACCUACACUGUUCCAAAAGGUGAGGAUCACAAGCUACUGCGUGGAGGAGGUGGAGUUUCUGGACCAGCAGAGCUGAGGGUACCCAAACUUGCACUGAGGCAACUCUACUGAGGUCAGCCCCAUGGCUAUUCCACAUGGUUCAAAUGAAACUUCCUAUUUGCUACCUCCAAACAAGGAGGACUGGGGAGGGCACGGCAUUCCUGACUUUGUCUAUGGGCAGAAGGAACUCGUGCCAAAAGGGAUUCAGUGGCCAAGGAACGGACCCAGCCUUCUGGACACACUGCCACUGUCUCGCUUUGACUCUGCCCUCUGCUUGGCCUGGAGGCAGCGGAUGGAGCUGGGGCUGUUCCGCUACUGUCUGGGGGAGCUGCAGACCCAAACCCUCCCUGGUGCCGUGGGUUUUGUGGCUCAGCUGAAUGUGGAACGAGGUGUGCAAAGAAGGAGCCCCCAGAACAUCAGGAGCGUGAGGCAGGCGUUUGACCCUGAACAGUUUAACUUCAACCAGAUCCGGCCAGGAGAAGUCCUCUUCCGCUUGCACCGGGAGCCCGAUCUCCCCAGUGCUCUCCAGCAAGACGACAUCCUUGUGGUGAUCAAUGUCAGCCCCUUGGAGUGGGGCCACGUGCUGCUGGUGCCCGAACCCGCCCGAGGGCUCCCCCAGCGCCUGCUGCCAGGGGCACUGCAGGCCGGGGUUGAAGCUGUGCUGCUGAGCUCACACCCAGGCUUCCGAGUCGGCUUCAACAGCCUGGGCGGCCUGGCCUCAGUGAACCACCUCCACCUGCAUGGCUAUUACCUGGCCCACAGACUGCCCGUGGAGGGGGCCCCAAGCGAACCCCUGGAUCCUGGGGGCCUUCUGCACCUGCUCCAGGCCCUCCCAGCUCCUGGCUUCCUCUUUUACACAAGCGGGCCAGGGCCCGACUUGGAAGCCUUGGUAAGCAGGGUAUGUCGGGCCACUGACUAUCUGACUGACCACGAGAUUGCACAUAACUUGUUUGUGACCCGGGGGGCUCCACCUGGAAAGACAUCAUCUUCCUCAGCCCUCACGGGGGUCCGAGUAAUUCUUUGGGCCCGGAAGUCCAGCUUUGGGAUAAAGGAAGGCGAGGCCUUCAAUGUUGCCCUCUGUGAGCUGGCCGGGCACCUCCCUGUCAAAACGUCCCAGGACUUCAGCAGCCUGACAGAGGCUGCAGCUCUGGCCGUCAUCCGGGACUGUCUGCUGCCCCCAGCCCAGGCAGGAGAGGUGCAGGCAGCACUGGUGGCCUUGAUAGCCAAGGAGGAGCAGUAAUCCU